GUCGGAGCAUAAUAUAUCGCAUGGCCUGCCAUAGAAGUGGCCUUCUCUCUACGAUAUCGAAUCCAGCUAGCGUCAGCCUGUGACGUCUUUCUCGCGAAAAUCGAUAUAUAUGCGACAACCUUUCAAACAUAAAAGGCAUAAUCAUAGAAUAUUUCCAGAGCAUCUCGCCUCCAUCCACGAGUACACAAAGACCCAUGUCUAUCUCAAUGAUCCAAGCGCCUCUAUCGCCCCCCAUUGGGCAUAUGCUCACUCUACCCUUCUCCCCGGCCCCAAGUCCACCCAAGUCAACGCAAGCAACAAGAGGAUACGAGCAAGCCUCGUCUCUAACAACGAGCGACAGCAAGCAAUCAUAUUGCCUCUCCAAUAGUCAGGAGUGGAUGCAGCAAGAACAUUCUGACUCUAUGUCCGUCGCUGAACUCGUAGCUGCGCGGGCCCGGUGUCAACGUGCAUGUCGCCGUUUCAAUAAUGCGGGCGAAGUCUCUCGAAGGCAAAUGUUGGAGCUCUGGAAAGACAUUCUGAACGACCAGACCCCUCUGCCUCCACCUCAAGAGGACCCUCUAGACGAUGAUAUCCAGCUAGAACAUUACCCUUGGAUUGAACCUCCCUUUCGAAUCGACUAUGGACACAAUUUGAAAGUGGGGGAGGGUGCCUUUAUCAACUUUGAUGCAGUCAUCAUCGACACCAGUUCAAUAACAAUCGGGGCGCGCACGUUGAUUGGCCCUCGGGUCAGUUUGUACAGCGGCACGCAUCCGUUAGACCCAGUUGAGCGGAAUGGCUUCAAGGGUCCUCAGAUCGGAAAAGAAAUCCGCAUUGGAGAGGACUGCUGGCUAGCAGGCAACGUGACGGUCUUACCUGGAGUGACUAUCGGGAAGGGGGCAGUUAUCGGAGCCGGCAGUGUGGUCAACAAGGUGGGUUUGGGAAGGGAUGAAUGAGAAUGAAUGAGGCCGAACAAUGCUGACGCGAGCUGAUCGUAGGAUGUGCCUGCUUUUCACUUAGCUGUGGGC
This is a messenger RNA of Aspergillus aculeatinus CBS 121060, 1004 nucleotides long. Its product is annotated as sugar O-acetyltransferase. The record is from RefSeq and is a predicted model, not a curated record. NCBI's taxonomy places the organism in Eukaryota, Fungi, Ascomycota, Eurotiomycetes, Eurotiales, Aspergillaceae. Gene Ontology annotation, molecular function: acetyltransferase activity. The transcript is spliced from 2 exons. Bases 195 to 932 code for a protein of 245 amino acids.